Danaus chrysippus (African queen) is the source of this 558-nucleotide messenger RNA. The record is from the annotation of a GenBank genome assembly. NCBI's taxonomy places the organism in Eukaryota, Metazoa, Arthropoda, Insecta, Lepidoptera, Nymphalidae.
AUGCCGUCUCAGUCGGAGCUCACAGAUAAUGAAGAUCCAAGUCCUCUACCGCCCAUCAUAUCGUGUAAUCCAAGAGUAAAACUAGAAGCCGAACAGGUAUCGUUGUCAAACUUUAAGUUACGUAAAGAAAGGGAUGCCAAACGACAAAUCUCCGAUCGGGAGCAUCAACGAGAUCCGAAUUAUCCGCUACGAAUAACUUGGCAUCCGACAAAAUUAUUAAUUGAAAUCAAUAAUUCCGUGAUCGUCCGUAAGCUGAGGAUAUGCAACGCCAGCUCUAGAUUGUUAUAUAUUAAAAGCGGUCGGUUUACGAACGAAGCCGGUCGUCUGGGUGCUGGCUGGUGCUGUUUGGAUCGCAACAGGUUCCUCCUGGCCCCGGGCAUCGUGGCAGAUAUUUCCAUCAAAGCGACCCCACGAGACUUCGCGCCGAUAGCAUCAGCUAAAAUGAGUUUACAGUUGACCGCGGCUCAUAUGAGAGACGUAGCUGUUGCCUACUUUGAGGUCCCAAUUAUUGUUAAGUUUCUUAAACACAUACCACCAGAGACGGAGGAAGAUGCUUGA